This is a messenger RNA of Cercospora beticola, 1956 nucleotides long. Its product is annotated as EGFR-like transmembrane domain-containing protein. The record is from RefSeq and is a predicted model, not a curated record. Gene Ontology annotation, biological process: dephosphorylation. Gene Ontology annotation, molecular function: phosphatase activity. NCBI's taxonomy places the organism in Eukaryota, Fungi, Ascomycota, Dothideomycetes, Mycosphaerellales, Mycosphaerellaceae.
UUUCCCUGCUCAUUGCCGUCAUUUGAAGCACUCCCCGGCGAGCAAGACUCCCUCUAUACCUCUGGCGUGCGCUGCUGGCAGGCGCAGGAUUGUCGAAUCACCCACGCGCGAUUGAAGGCGGUCAAGAUGCUCGCCACCGCCGCAGCUCUUGCUGGAGCACUGCUGCUUGCGCCUGGGGCGUCUGCACAGAAUACCACAGCACCACGAUAUGUCGUCUGGUCAAGCGUGGUCUUCACGAGGACUGGCGAACGAACGCCAGAAAUCUUGGGCAAGAUCCCAUCUCAGAUCACCUCUACCGGCGCUCAGGAAGCUUUCGCAGCUGGCAGCUUCUUCCGCAGUCGAUAUAUGAGAGUGAGCAAUGGCACCGUUGGCGAUGAGGCCUCGGGUGGCGAGCUUAUUGGACUCGACAAAAACCGAUAUGACCAAUUUCAGACCACCUCGCUGGCACUGGAGCAACAAUACAACUUGGCCACGCAGCAGGCGUUCAUGCAAGGCUUAUAUCCUGCGUACACCCCAGGGAAUGGGACCAACGAGGACGCCGAUCCAUAUCGAGUGUACACACCUGCGAAUGGCACAAUCGUUCAAACACCACUGGGUGGCUACCAAUACCCACAGCUCCGAACGGCCGGUCCCAAUGAUCCAAACUACAUCUACCUCUCUGGCAAUCUAGGUUGUCCGUCAUUCGAGAUAGCAGCAGAAUUGUCUGACACGGCCGGAGGCAGUGAUGGCACAGAUGAAGAGUUCAAUGGCACAUACGCCGCGGUGGGCAGUGCAACACUCAUUGGUGUCCUAGACCAAGGUUACUGGAGCUAUGACAAUGCUUAUGCGAUUUACGACUACCUACGGUAUCAGAAUGCAUAUAACGCGACGGUCAGAGACGAGUUGGCCGGAUACCGUUCUUCCACCACCAACACCAGCUUCCUCGACACUUUGCGCUAUCUGGCUGAUGAACAGCAAUACGGCCAACUUGGAAAUCUUACUGCUAGGAGGCUGACAACUCGGCAACGCGUGCAGCAACAACCUGUCGAUGGCAGCAUCUCCACAGUCGCAGGAAACAUGUUCGCCUCACGAGUCUUGGAAUUGCUGAGCGCAGCCAUCAACUACUCUGAUUUCGGCCGCAACAAGCUGAAUCUCCUCUUCGCCGACUAUCACCCUCUUACAUCUUUCUUCGCGCUCGCCGGCCUGCCUCAGCGUGAUUCUCGAUUCUUCGGAACCGCCGACUUUGCUUCCUCGGUCGUGUUUGAGCUUUUCAGCAUUACAAACGACACAUCCACUUUUCCGAGUACCAACGACCUCUACGUCCGCUUCUUGUUCCGCAAUGGCACAGCAGAUGAAGCUUCCAACCCCUUCCGCUCGUAUCCUCUAUUCGGUCGCGCGAAUAUCGAAAGCGAUAUGACAUGGGAGGAUUUCCGCGACGGCAUGAACAACAUUGCAAUGUCAGGCAUCGGUAACUGGUGCAACGAAUGUGGCGCGACAACACUCUUCUGCGCCGCAUUCGACGAAGACGGGAACGAAUCUGAUUCUGCUUCGCGAGGCUCUCACCGCCACCACGGCUUGGCACCUGCAGUCGCUGGCGUCGUUGGCGCAGUCAUCGCGCUCGUGAUCGCUGCUAUCCUCUUUGGAUUGGCAAUGCUCAUCGGUGGCGUGCGAGUCCGACGCGAAAAGCACGACCGCAAGAGCGACCUUGGAGGAUUCAAAGGCGGGAGAAAAAUGCAAAGUGAUCAAGACCUGACAAUUCCAAAAGGAGGAGCUAUGGUAGGCGCUUCUGUUGUCGAUGAGCCUCGCGGUCACGAAAGAAUAGGAUCCUGGGAGAUGAAGAAUGCUGAGGCCGGAAGGACUCACUUGGGGGCUCCGCAGGAUCCGGCGAGUUUGAGGCCUAGCAUGGAGGAAGCAAGACAUGAUCCAUUUGCUGAUCCGAAUGGUAUCCGACCUACGCUGACGCGAGAGCAUGUUUGA